This is a messenger RNA of Zychaea mexicana, 999 nucleotides long. RefSeq lists its product as uncharacterized. The transcript is spliced from 3 exons. The coding region runs from base 1 to 999 and encodes 332 amino acids. The record is from RefSeq and is a predicted model, not a curated record. Lineage: Eukaryota; Fungi; Mucoromycota; Mucoromycetes; Mucorales; Lichtheimiaceae.
AUGAUACUACUGAUUCUUUACUAUGUCUUUAAAUGGAUGACUGUUCCCUGGUCGUACUAUGAAAGUGCACGAUCUCGCCGUAUGAUCCAUCAGAAAUCCAGCAUUCUUCUAGAUGAACGAAAGCAACUUACUGAGCUCCAGCGUCGUGCGAUCAUUGCCGAAGAACUACGCCGGCAUGAACUCGUUGGCUUGUUCUGGGUUAUCAUUUCACCUCUGCUCGCAGGUUACACCUUACAGUACAGUCGCUACUUCCUGAGCAACUAUGAGCGCUACAUGAGCUCGUUCAACGUCGUCGUAUUCGUGCUUGCCGCAUCGUUGAAACCCUUGGCACAUGUGAUGACUCUCUUGCGCGAACGAACACUCUACCUCCAAAGCGAAAUGCAGGCAUCUGAAAGUCAGGUGCAGAUGUUGCAGCGCAAAUUAGACCUGAUGGAGGAUGAGCUGGAUACGUUGCGCAAAGCAUUUGCCACCAAGAAGGAUUUGGGACAGGUUACAGACGGACUUAACCCGACCAUCCAACAACUGGCCAAGACAUUGCGACGGUUCGAAAAGAAGGAAACCGGGUUGCGAUCAUGGUCUGAAGAACGCUUUUCGUCGAUCGAGCAAAAAGUGAACGAAUUCGACCAGUUCAUCUGCUAUCGUAUUGAGCAAGAUCAACGGCAAUCAGCACAUGGUAUGGUUGUUACGUUAAUCCUGUUGCCACUCAACAUCACGCUCUGGGUUGUCAAGCGCAUGACUGGAUUGCUGCCAGUGCCACGCGCAUUACUCGGCCAUGCCUCUACAACUGCUAAAUCGAACGUAGCAUUCCACCAUCAUAGUCACGGCAACAACAACAAUAACAGCAACAGCAGUAGUACCAGACGAAAUACAGGUAUUCCUGCAAAGCAUCUGACGCAUCCAGACUCAGAGACAGGAUCGAUCGCUGCUGCUGCAACAGAGAUUCCAGCGUCAAGCGAGCCUGCAGUUGCACUGAACCAGCACCGGUCAGUACAGCGCUAA